Molecule: messenger RNA, 3503 nt
Organism: Drosophila grimshawi
Lineage: Eukaryota; Metazoa; Arthropoda; Insecta; Diptera; Drosophilidae
Gene: Aasdh
Product: beta-alanine-activating enzyme
Exons: 6
Coding region: 90-3284 (1064 amino acids)
Biological process (GO): amino acid activation for nonribosomal peptide biosynthetic process
Molecular function (GO): protein binding
Source: RefSeq, a predicted model, not a curated record
UCUGCAUUUGUACAUUUUAUUCAAAUAUUAAACUCUGAUGUCAACACUAAAUACUCAAUUAAGAAGAAUAGAAAAGAGAUAGCUAAAAGAUGGAACAAGUGCAAAUAAAAACCGAGCUAGAAGAUGACAAUGAUGAAUUUGUGGCCCAUUCAGACCCUCAGGAAACUCAUGUAGAGUCCAGAGACUCAGAGACAACUCUGGAUAUAGUGGUCAAGUCGGAAAUUGAUAUUGAGCCGACAAUUGUGGCUGAGACUCAGAAGUUAUACGAUAUAGAGAGACUGCGUAUUUUUGGUGAUGUGCCCUUUGUCAUCAAGCGAAUGGAGCCAGAGGACUUUUCAAUCAGCUAUACCAAAGCGGUGAGCAGCGUGGAAACAAUCUUGGAGCGAUUGAGACGCAACCAGGUGCCAAUGAGCACCGGCAUUGCCUUUCGCAUUGAAAAACACACACCCUCGUCAUGCAUAUUGAUUAUAGCCAUACUGAAUCACAAAUGUCAUUUCUAUUGCACAGAAUAUGGGAUGCUGUCGGAAGCGCUGCAUGGUCAGAUGUGUCGUGCUGGCAUUGAUUACCUAAUUGUUAACAGUCAUAUGCCUGUUGGUAGCGAUUACUUCGAGCUCCUCGACACCUAUCUCGUCUAUAAUGAAGAAUACAAGCUGUUCAAGCUGAAGCAUACUUCUACUGAUCCACCACCUCAGGCAAUGGCGUCUUUGCCAAAUAACAUGUGCUACACAAUUACGACUACUGGGACCACAGGAUUACCAAAGUUAAUACACGUACCUUAUGAAUCCAUUCAGCCCAAUAUAAUUGGACUAAGUCAAAAGCUAAACAUAUCCAUGGCUGACAUCAUUUACCUGGGCACUCCUUGCACCUUUGAUCCAUCUGUAGUCGAACUGUUUUUGGCCAUGCAGAAUGGUGCUGCAGUGCUCAUCAGCCACUGUUUGAUGCGUGAGUCGCCCAAACGAGUUUUGAGUGCCCUUUUCCCCAGCUGUGUAACCACGCCCGGCAUCACCGUAUUGCAAAUGACGCCAUCAGUGUUCAGGCAGUUUGGUGCGAACGCGAUACGUGAACACAUCUUAAGCCGCUCGAGUACAUUGAGAGUAUUACUCUUGGGUGGAGAACCAUUUCCGUCAACUGCAGAGCUGACCACCUGGAUGGAGCCAGAGGUGCUGUGUCAGAAGCAAAUCUGUAACAUCUAUGGCAUCACGGAGGUUUCGUGCUGGAGCACAAUGCACAUUCUUAAGACGCUGCAUUCGCGUGUCCCUUUGGGAACGCCCAUUGAUGAUCAGACCGUAUUGCGUAUCAAACUUCUGCCAGUAGAAAAUAUUUCAAGCGUUGGCUGUGGUGAACUUUGGCUAGGCAGUGCAACGCGUCGCUGCUAUAUACCAGAAACUGAUGAUGUGGAUAGCGAGGAGAGAACAAAUUCUGAAAUUUGUUUUCGCGCCACGGGUGAUCUGGUGCGACGUCUUCACGACGGUUCCAUCGUUUACGAAGAUCGUGCCAAUGAUGUUGUCAAACGUGGCGGGAACCGCAUUAGCCUAAGCCACAUUACACGCAAGAUAGAGAAUUGCUUGCAAAGCAGCGAGCUGGCCAUCUGUCUGUGGCAGGUGCAGUUGGAAAAGCUCAUCUGCUGUAUUCGAAGUCUGGAGCUCAAGACGAAGGUGCAACAGAGGGUGCAGACUUUUGACAUACUCUCUAAGCUGAUGGCUGUCGAGCAGCCGGACAGAUUCGUUUACCUGCAACACUUUCCCUGCAAUGCACAUGGCAAGCUGGACAAGAACUUGCUGCUUAAGGAGUCAACACUAUUGGCGCAGCCCGCCCAAGACAUACUAAAGAGUUUUCUACACGACAGGCUGGAGUGUGUGAACGAGCCAAAUGAGAAAGUGGAGAAAGCGACAAAGAAACAACGCGUGGCGCCUCAAUUGAAGUUGCCAAAGAUAUCCAGCGACUACAAUCUGAGUUUUCGUCAGGCGGGAGGAUCGUCAUUCCAUGCGAUAACGUUGUGCCGAGAAAUUGGCCUACAGAUGUGCAUUGACGAUGAGCAGCGGCAUCUGUUUGACCUGCUGCUGGACGAAAAUGUACCGUUGCGCGACGUGCUGAGCUACCUGGAUAAAGCGAAGCUUGUGGCACACAAUACCAAAAUAAAACCAGUUGAGCCCAUUUCGAAUUCCACGGUUAGUCCGAAAGCCAAUAGCGGACUGGUCAUCAGACGCAUCGAAAAGCUGGACAUUAACUGUCAGUUCCAAUGGAAGGUGAAUUUCGGCAAGUGUAUUGAUUCACCGGUGGCACAAUUCGAUGAUCGUUAUGUGUGCGUGGGCGCCCAUUCGAAGAUACUACGUACCCUCGAUGCGAUGUCGGGCAAAGAGGUAUGCCAGAUGAAGCUCAGUGACCGCAUUGAGUGCAAAGUCACGUUUGCUAGCAAGCAGCUGGCCAUUGUGGGGUGCUACGAUGGUUGCCUGUAUGGAUUCGAUCCCAUGGAGGGUAAAGUUUUAUGGUGCGCUGAAAUCGGUGGCAUGAUCAAAUCGCAGCCAUUCCUCUCAUCGAACGGUGACCGCGUUGUGGUCUGCAGCUAUGCAGACGACUAUAAUGUCAUAUGCCUGUCCAUGGAUCGGCAGCAAAUACUCUGGUGCAUGCGCAUUGGCAGAAAGGGAAUUUUUGCUAGUCCACUGGAGCUGACCGGGCAACAGGCGGUGAUUAUUUGCACACUGGAUGGUCAUUAUGCACGCGUCUCGCUACUGAAUGGCGCGAUGCAGUGGCUCCAGAGGUGUAAGAAACCCUUCUUCUCAUCACCCGUCCUGCUGGACUCGAGUGCUGACAUCUUUGCCUGCGCCGAGGUAGCUGGACGCGUCCAUGCCUGCGAUGUGAAUAGUGGAAAGAUUCUGGCCACUUAUGCAGUGGAGGGCGACAUAUUCUCUUCGUUGGUAGCGAAGACGACGCCCACACACAUGGGACACACUUUGGUGCUCUUUGGAUGCAUUGAUCAUCACGUGUACUGCCUGCGAUGCAAAACGAGUGCCGGUCCAAAGACGUCUUUGGAGCUACAAUGGAGGGUGAAUGUGGGCGGUUCAAUCUAUGCGACACCCACAAUACUAACAAUAGAGCCAAGUCAGAAUUUGGUAUUUUGUUGCACCACCGAUGGUCAAAUUGCGAUUACAAAUCUGAGCACCGGGCAGAUGCAGUUUUGGGACAAGCUGCCAGGCGAAUUGUUCUCCGCGCCGUGCUACAUUGAGAGCCUUAGACGCAUUUAUUUGGGUUGCCGUGAUAAUUAUUUGUAUUGUAUGGGAAUUUAAGAAUAACGAAUGAUCAAGUAAAAGAUUCUAAUCAAUUUUUGGACUCUAAAAGAAAUCCAAGUUGUGCCAUUAUCUUUUCCUUGAGUAUCAACUUAUUAUAUUAUCCGAUCAAUUUGAAUAAUACAUAUACAUAUAUAUAGAUUUAAACUCUGUACCCAAAAUAUCUUCCCGACUCACGUCCUUAAACGAAUUAAGGCAAUAAAAAUAGUUGUUUUUAAA